UAGCUCAACUUCCUCUAAAAAUGAUGCAUUUCAUAUAUUGCAGUACGUUUACGAGAAGAGCUUCCAGAGAGAGCAUGAGCAAUUGAAGGAACUCAGAGACGCCACAGUAAAGCAAUAUUCGCGGAGCUUAAUGAUCCUGCCUAUUGAUGAAGGGAUAUUCCUCUCAAUGCUUCUAAAGAUUAUGAACGCGAAGAAGACAUUAGAGCUUGGAGUCUAUACUGGUUACUCUCUUCUUACUACUGCUCUAGCACUACCUGCUGAUGGCAAGAUAAUAGCUAUUGAUCCAAACAAGGAUGCAUACCAAUUUGGAUUGCCAUUUAUUCAGAAAGCUGGAGUGGAGCAUAAGAUUAACUUUAUUGAAUCAGAAGCCUUGCCAAUUUUAAAUGAUCUGAUUGCCAAUAAGGAACAAGAAGGGACAUUCGAUUUUGCAUUUGUGGAUGCUGACAAGCAAAACUACAUGAGUUAUCACGAGCUUCUUUUAAAACUAGUUAAGAUUGGUGGAAUAAUUGGUUACGAUAAUACCUUAUGGUUUGGAUCAGUGGCUGCUCCUGAAGAGGAUGCUAAGGAGGGAUUUAUUAAGCAUCACAGAAAAAGUGUCAUGGAGUUGAACAACUUUCUAGCAACUGAUCCCCGCAUCGAAUCAUCCCUCAUUUCAAUUGGUGAUGGCCUCACCAUUUGCAGGCGCCUCUACUAGUGAAAUCAACACAUUGAAGUUGUUGCUACACUAGAAAGUUACCCCAAUAGUUAUAUAGAAUAAAUCAAAUAUUUGAAAAAUAAAUAAAUAAUGACUUGCAAAUUGGCUUGACAGUAAGUAUGCUCAAUAGGAAAAUUUAUUCCUUAUAUCCGAUGUUUGUCUUUCUCUCACGUAAGGAUGGACAUUAUAUGAGAGGACUGAGGAGCACCUAAUAUUGGUAGCCAAUUGUCAUUGCAUGAGCAUGGCUCAAUAUUUUUGUUAUAUAGCUUGCUUUUAAACUCAAAUUUUACUUGGCCAAUUCUGCUGGCAAUUGAAGCGUACAAAGCUAAUCAACUCUCCUCCAAACUGGCGCACUUUCGAUGCGUAUACCUCUUCCUCAGUCCGUAGCAGAAGUGAAAGCACUGGCAUGUAGACGUGCAGUUAGUUUACAAUUGAGAUCAGUCUCCAAGAGGUGAUCUUUGAAGGUGAUACAGUUGUGGUGAUUCAAGCAGCAAAAGAUGGUUCGGCAGACCAGUCCAUGUAUGGUCAUCUUAUUGGUGGCAUCCUUCAACAAGCUUCCGAGCUGUGUAGGUUUGAAUUUUUUUUGUGUUAAUCGCACUUGUAAUAGAGUAGCCAAUGCUUUGGCUUCAAGAACUAGUGUUGGUUUAGAUUUACAAUUCUGGCUAGAAGACUGUCCUGGGGAUAUAGCUCCCUUGGUUUUUGCAGAUGUUCCUUAAGGGUUUUUUGUUGUUUCAAUAAAUUCCCAGUUUGGUUUCAAAAAAAAAAA
Molecule: messenger RNA, 1460 nt
Organism: Quercus robur (English oak)
Lineage: Eukaryota; Viridiplantae; Streptophyta; Magnoliopsida; Fagales; Fagaceae
Product: flavonoid 3',5'-methyltransferase-like
Exons: 4
Coding region: 131-694 (187 amino acids)
Molecular function (GO): S-adenosylmethionine-dependent methyltransferase activity; O-methyltransferase activity
Source: RefSeq, a predicted model, not a curated record